Molecule: messenger RNA, 2044 nt
Organism: Daktulosphaira vitifoliae (grape phylloxera)
Lineage: Eukaryota; Metazoa; Arthropoda; Insecta; Hemiptera; Phylloxeridae
Exons: 2
Coding region: 48-1757 (569 amino acids)
Source: RefSeq, a predicted model, not a curated record
UCUAAGGUUCAUCUGUUAUAUUAUUUUAAUAACCUUAAGACAAUAAAAUGAAUCUUAGAUUAUUAAUUUGUAUGUUUUAUUUUUAUUGGAUUUCAAGUAAUAUUUCUAUUGUUAAUUGUAAAAUAUCACGAAAAACCUAUUCAAAAUAUUUUAUUGAAGUUCUUAAUCAUAUCCGUGUUCAAAAAGGAUGGAAUUUGAUGCAUCACUUGCAAGUGAAACAUAGUUCUAUUACAUGUCCUAUAAGAGAAACAUUUGCACAAAAUAUCGUUGACGAAAAUUUCUUGAGUUUGUAUAAUAACAUUAUUCAUUUAAUUAACUACAAAUAUAUGGAAAUAGUAAAAAUAUUUGCUAAUCAUUUAGACAUAAUAAUAGCUCUUUGCAAAACAUAUUUGAAUUUGAAUUCUGAAAAAAAUUUAAUAUAUUGUACUAGUAUUAUUCAAAAUUCAAUGAAAAACUCUUUGGUAAUGUUUGAGCAUUUAUACGAUUCAAUAACAGUUUUAAGUUAUCUAGAUGUAACACUUGCCUUUAGUAAAAAAUGCAAAAAUUGUGAUACAAUAGUUGAUGAAAUUUAUUUUGUCAAAGAAAACAUUAAUUCGAAGACGAAACCGGAAAAUUUCAUUGACAUUGAUCCCAAAGAUAAAAAAGAAAAAGCGAAAAUAGUAUUGCUGGAUGUUAAAUAUUUUAUCGAAACUAUAACUAAAAUAACACAAAAUUUUUUUGAGAAUAAUGUCGUUGUAGUUAAUAAUUCUAUGGAUGAUGAUUUGACAUCAAUUAACGCCAAAAAAUAUAGUAAUAUUUAUAGCAACAAAUUGAGUUUUGUAAAUUUGCUUGUAGAAAAGCUUGAUACGUUUUAUGAAGAAACUAUUUUGAAUUAUUACGAAAAUUUAGGAUUUAAACAACUGUUAAACCCUACCGAAAGCAGAUUAAUGCCACCACUAGAUUUAGAAAUUUCUCAAGAUCAUGAAAUUCAAAAAUUAAAUGCAUUCAUCAAUGGCGGUAACUGGAAUCUACUAUACUAUAUUAAUAUAAUUAUUAAUGAUGAUCAAAGAAUUAGUGCAAGUCAUAUUACUAGAGACCAGGCAAACAACAAUAAUUUUCGUUUAAAAAAAAUAUAUUUUUUACAAUUGAUUAAAUGUAGAUUUUCCGAAAUAUUAAUGAAUUAUGAUUAUAUUUUAUCUACUACACUAGAGUAUUGUGAAUUUAAAAAACCUAACUUUAAUAAAUUUAUAAAAUGUAUGACAACUUUUUUAAACACAUUUAAAGCUACUCAUACUUUAUUUAAUUUUAUGCUGAAAGCUUUGGAAAGUUUAAAAGAACAUUCAGUUUGGGAUUGUUAUUCUAUUUCACCAUCAAAUUUAUCAUCGUUACGAGAAUUCCUUGUAAAGUGUUGUGAAUAUAUUUCUAAUGAUUGUUUGACAAAUGACGAUUUCGGUGAUUCAAAAUUGUUUUCCCAUAUACAUAUAAAUAAUAUGGCUAAUAGAUACAUGUAUAAAUUAAUCAAAUUUAGAAAAUUUUUAAUAAAAUCGUAUAAAGCUUUGCAAAAUCAAACAAAUAAAUGUUGUGACUAUGGAAAUAAACCAGAAACAACAUGGUUACAUGCAACUGAUUUGUCUAAUGCUCAAAAUUUUAGUAAAGACGAGUUAUUUACAGUCAACAAACAAAAUAUUUUCAAUCGAUGGCUUAUAUUUUUUAAUGAAUUUAUUAAUAAUGACUAUGAAGGAUUAGGAUUUGUUAAUAUGGUUACAAAUAAUUCUUAGAGUUAUCAUUGAAGAAUUAGUUUUAAAGGCUUAAAUAAAUGUUUUAUUUAAAACUUUUAUUGAUAAGACAGGUUUUACAUUUAAUAGUAUUAUUUUAAGGAUGCCAUAGCAGCCCAUUAAGAGUCAUUGCGUACUCAUUGAAUGAGAAAUAAUUCAAUACAUAUAUUAAACAGUUUAUUAUUAACCAUUAAUAAAUGUAUAAAUAUUUAUUAUAUGUACAUUAAUAUUAAAUUAAAAAAUAAUUUUUUGUAAAAUAAAAUACUAAACUGUUGUAGUAAUCAUAUCAU